Molecule: messenger RNA, 1673 nt
Organism: Morus notabilis
Lineage: Eukaryota; Viridiplantae; Streptophyta; Magnoliopsida; Rosales; Moraceae
Product: probable transcription factor At5g28040
Exons: 1
Coding region: 219-1436 (405 amino acids)
Biological process (GO): regulation of DNA-templated transcription
Cellular component (GO): nucleus
Source: RefSeq, a predicted model, not a curated record
GCAACCAAACCUCGUGAACCCUUUCCCUCUCGCCCCCAGCUACCUAACUAAACAAACCCACCUCUCUCUCUCUCUCUCUCUCUCUCUCUCAGCCCCACCCCUAACCCCCAUCUGACCAGAAACAGCCCACACCCCAAUUUUAUUUCCCCAUUACUGUGAAACCGUUUUCUCUUUGGCUUCCUUAAACCCCCCAAAUAAUACCCAAUUCUCUCUUUCUCAUGGCCUCCCACCGAGACGACGUCGUUUUGCCCGGAGAGGACCUCUCCUCUUCUUCCUCACAGGACGAGGACGAGGACGACGUCGUCGACGACGAUGAAGACGACGACGAAGAGUUGGAAAACGACAACGACGAUGUCGCCCUUCCUUCCACGUCAUCCGCCGCACCCAACACCGUAACGGUCGCCCUUCCGGCGCCGCCCAAGGCCGAGCCUCCCGCAAUUCUCGCCAUCUCCGUGAUCGCCGAUCCCUCCUCUGAUCGCCACAGAAACGACGUCGUUUUGGCGGCUCAGCCGGAGGAGAAGAAGCCGCCGGCGACCUUGGACGACUCGCGGAAGCUAUUCCAGAGGCUGUGGACGGACGAGGACGAGAUCGAGCUCCUCCAGGGGUUCCUCGACUACACGGCGCAGCGCGGGAAGACCACGCACCACGGCCAAAAUGACACCGCUCUGUUCUACGACCAGAUCAAGUCCAAGCUCCAGCUCGACUUUAACAAGAACCAGCUCGUCGAGAAGCUCCGGAGGUUGAAGAAGAAGUACCGGAACGUCCUCAACAAAAUCUCCUCCGGAAAGGAAUUUUCUUUCAAAAGCCCUCACGACCAGGCCACCUUCGAGAUCUCCCGCAAGAUCUGGAGCAACAUCGGCGCAAUCGCCUCCGUCGCCGAUGACAACGCCCUCGAGGACGACGAUGCCAACCCUAACAGUACCGCCAAUUUCGCCGUCGAGGUCAAAGGCGAGGACGCCGGGGCUUUCUCCGGCGAGAAGAAGACGCCGCCGAGGUCGCGGAAGCGAUCACGGUUGAAAUCCGAUCCGAGAACCGACGACAGACGCUGUUUCAGCGACGGUCCGGCGGCGAUGAAGGACAAUUGCAAUAAUAACAGCGGUGGAACUGGAAAUAAUCACAGCAACGGUAAUAAUGUUCAGGGGGUGAUAGAAGAGACGGUGAGGAGCUGUUUGUCGCCGUUGCUCAAGGAAUUGUUGGGUAACGCCAUGGGAGGACCUUGCGCGGCGGCGACCCGGGGUUUCGGAGGUUUGGCGCUGAAUCCGAUACCGUUGAACUUCAGCGUUCCGGCCAUGAAUUUGGGAAUUGGGGAGGUGGGCGACGAGAGGUGGAGGAAGCAGCAGAUUCUUGAGUUGGAGGUGUACUCGAAGCGAUUGGAGUUGGUGCAGGAUCAGAUAAAGGCGGCGUUGGACGAAUUGAGGUCCAGAGGAGGGUCAUGAUUUGAAGGUUUGGGUACAAAAGAUAGAGACUUUGAAGGAAGAAGGGGUGAAGAGACUUGAGUUUUUAUUUUAUUUUAUUUAAUUUAGCCUUCUUGGUUCGUAUAUAUUUGUUCUGAUCACUGAUCAAAUGGUUGAUAGUAUAGCUAGAGUUUGCAUCUGAAAUUAUUUAUCAUCCUUUGUUUGAAUUGAUAGAACAGCUGGGUUGAAUAAUGAUUUUCCCUGACUACUUUUUAGUCA